UCAUUUUGGACGCAACACUGUGUACCACUUACUCACUCAUCUCACUCUACUUCUUUCAUCCAGCGCCUGAGGAAGCAGCGGAGGGAAGCCAUUCAAAUUUCUCAAUUUCUUCCAUGACUGCAGCAUUUUCCCCCACGUGUCAACAUCUUCUCACGUGCCGCCUGAAGCCUCAGCUCCAGUUCCUCCCUCCUCGUGCGCCCGCUUCAAUGAGAAGGUUGACUUUUGCUCUGGCGUCGGCAACGGCACGUGGGGUCGAGGCAGACGCCAACGACGACGGGGUUGUGCUUAAGAAGGGCAUAGCUGAGUUCUACGACGAGUCAUCUGGAGUAUGGGAGGACAUCUGGGGCGACCACAUGCACCAUGGCUUCUAUGACCCAGGUUCCACGGUUUCUGUUUCGGAUCAUCGGGGCGCCCAGAUCCGUAUGAUCGAAGAGGCGCUCCGAUUCUCCGGAAUUUCGGAGGACCCAAAGAAAAGGCCUAAAAGCGUAGUUGAUGUUGGCUGUGGGAUUGGAGGAAGCUCCAGAUACCUAGCUAGAAAAUUUGGGGCCAAAUGCCAAGGUAUCACCCUUAGUCCUGUCCAGGCCCAAAGAGCUAAUUCUCUUGCUGCUGCUCAAGGACUAGCCGACAAGCAGGUUUCCUUUCAAGUUGCGGAUGCUUUGGAUCAACCAUUUCCUGAUGGGCAAUUUGACCUCGUGUGGUCCAUGGAGAGUGGUGAACACAUGCCUGAUAAAGCAAAGUUUGUUAAUGAGUUGGUUCGAGUUGCAGCCCCUGGAGGAACGAUAAUAAUAGUAACAUGGUGCCAUAGGGAUCUCGCUCCUUCUGAGGAAUCCUUGCAGCCAUGGGAGAAAGAGCUUCUGAACAAGAUAUGUAAUUCUUAUUAUCUCCCAGCGUGGUGUUCUACUGCUGAUUAUGUCAAACUACUGCAGUCCCUUUCUCUCCAGGAUAUCAAGGCAGCAGAUUGGUCUCAAAAUGUUGCCCCAUUUUGGCCAGCAGUGAUACGGUCUGCAUUGACAUGGAAGGGCCUCACUUCAAUGUUGCGAAGUGGACUAAAAACCAUAAAAGGAGCGUUGGCAAUGCCUUUGAUGAUCGAAGGAUAUAAGAAGGAUCUAAUUAAAUUUGCUAUUAUUACAUGUCGAAAGCCGGAAUAAGUCGCAAGAGGUGGCAAUAUGCACGAGAAUGAAUAAGUGUACUAACUGCAUUGGUUGCAGUCUUUGAGAUAAUUUCUGACUCAAGCUUGGGAAAUGCAUAAGAAGUUCGACCUGUAUUCUUGAUUCUAGGGACCCUGUUUAUACUUUGAAGUUGCUUGUGAUACAGUUCUUUAAAGCACAUUCUCAUGCCUCUCAAAAACUAGCAUUUUUCGUUUUAAAUAAGAGUUGCAGUGAGCUGUUGGGUCUAAUAUUGAAUGAAAAGCCUUUGGGUUUAUCAUUUAAUAUUUUCAAUUGAAUGCUGGUGAAGAAAGGAGAGUCAUGGCUCAUGGGUGAGCUGGGAGCUUUAGGAAGGAAUAGUUUUUAGAAGGUUCUGGCCUUCUGUUUUUUCAUCCUUUCCUUUUUUUGGAUUGGUUAUAUUUCAGUACAAUUAUCACCCAAACUUUAUGGAAAUACGUAUAAAACGAAAAAAUUACUCUCA
This is a messenger RNA of Juglans microcarpa x Juglans regia, 1626 nucleotides long. RefSeq names its product tocopherol O-methyltransferase, chloroplastic. The transcript has 7 exons. The record is from RefSeq and is a predicted model, not a curated record. Bases 114 to 1148 code for a protein of 344 amino acids. Gene Ontology annotation, biological process: methylation. NCBI's taxonomy places the organism in Eukaryota, Viridiplantae, Streptophyta, Magnoliopsida, Fagales, Juglandaceae. Gene Ontology annotation, molecular function: S-adenosylmethionine-dependent methyltransferase activity.